This is a messenger RNA of Ornithorhynchus anatinus (platypus), 871 nucleotides long. RefSeq names its product EMG1 N1-specific pseudouridine methyltransferase (gene EMG1). The coding region runs from base 1 to 717 and encodes 238 amino acids. Gene Ontology annotation, biological process: rRNA base methylation. The record is from RefSeq and is a predicted model, not a curated record. Gene Ontology annotation, cellular component: nucleolus; small-subunit processome. NCBI's taxonomy places the organism in Eukaryota, Metazoa, Chordata, Mammalia, Monotremata, Ornithorhynchidae. Gene Ontology annotation, molecular function: rRNA binding; rRNA (pseudouridine) methyltransferase activity. The transcript has 6 exons.
AUGGCGGCGGGCGGGGGGCCGGAGGCGUGCGGCGGCGGCGGGCGCGGGGACGGGCCGCCCCCGAAGCGGCCCUGCUUGGGCGCCGGCAGCAGGGCCGCCGGACGCAGGCUCGUGGUGGUGUUGGAGGGGGCCAGUCUGGAGACCGUCAAGGUGGGGAAGACGUUCGAGCUGCUCAACUGCGACAAGCACAAGUCGGUGCUGCUGAAGGCCGGGCGGGACCCGGGCGACGUGAGGCCCGACAUCACCCACCAGAGCCUGCUGAUGCUGAUGGACAGCCCCCUCAACCGGGCGGGCCUGCUCCAGGUCUACAUCCACACCCGGAAGAACGUCCUGAUCGAAGUGAACCCCCAGACGCGCAUCCCCCGCACCUUCGACCGCUUCUGCGGCCUCAUGGUUCAGCUCCUGCACAAACUCAGCGUCCGCGCGGCUGACGGCCCCCAGAAGCUGCUGAAGGUGAUCAAGAACCCCGUGUCGGACCAUUUCCCCCCGGGCUGCGUCAAGGUGGGCACCAGCUUCUCCGUCCCCACGGUCAGCGACGCCCGGCGCCUGGCGCCCGCCGCCGACCCCAUCGUCUUCGUCGUGGGGGCCUUUGCCCACGGAGCGCUGGACGUGGAUUACACGGAGAAGACCGUCUCCCUCAGCAACUACCCCCUGUCGGCGGCCCUGACUUGUGCCAAGCUAACCACGGCCUUCGAGGAGGCCUGGGGCGUCGUCUGACCGCGGGCCCCCCGGGCCCAGCCGACCGCGGCCUUCGGGGGGGGGCCCGGGACCGCCGGGCGCCGCCGGCUUCCUCCGUGGGACUCCGGGGCUGGGGGGCCCCGCACGGGACGGGCCCCACCUCCGCUGCUCAUUAAACCUCGCUCUGACCCGA